Messenger RNA from Spodoptera littoralis (African cotton leafworm), 1626 nucleotides. Lineage: Eukaryota; Metazoa; Arthropoda; Insecta; Lepidoptera; Noctuidae. The record is from the annotation of a GenBank genome assembly.
AUGGAUCUAGCAGUAUUAUGCGUGAAUGAACUGCUAGAUGCUGUACGGAGAGGGGACUUAGACGACGUCAAGGACAUAGUUGACUGGUUCGAACAAGACUUGGAUUGCAACAGAACGUUUUUAGUUGCAGUGUACGCCGGAGCCAGGCCAUGUCCUACACAGGACGAACUCGUCAUUGCCGCGUGUUCCCACAACCAGAAGUGUGUCCUCGACUACUUGCUGAGUGAAACUGAUAUAUUGGAGUAUCUCACUGACAGUACACAAGACAUCACACAAGUGAUUGAGAAGAGAACCGAAGCGGUCAGACAUGCGCUGCGGCUGGAAGAUUUCGAUAUGGUGGAGAAAUUGUACAACUACUGGAGCGGCGACUUGUAUUGGAACGGACACGAAAAGGAUAAGUUUAAGAAUCUUGGAAAAAUACUGAAAGACGCUGAAAACCCAGCCAUUGUAAGGGACCAACAACUGCUUAUUAAUUUUAAAUCACUCGUCACACUGAAUGACUUUCAACAAGAGCUGUACAGUAAACUGCCACAGCCACAGUCACAUGACGCUCCCGCAGAAGACACUGCUAAAGUACUACUGACUGUGUUGAGUAUAUAUGACAAGUAUUCAGAUAUAGAUAGGGUAAGAAUACCAGACGUUACACACAAAAUCGAACUUCUACUCAAAUCGUACUUUGAAGAUAAGAGCAGCACAUACUUCAGAGCACUCGCGUAUAUUAAGUACGAAGUCUAUUUUCGAAAAUUGGAUUUUAAUAUAGCGUUACUUCUGUUGGAAAAGUUGUACAUUAUAAGAAAUCAUUUAAUAAAACGUUUCAAAAAAUUCAACGCAUAUUUCGAAAAUAAUAAAAAGUUACACGAUCAAUACAAAAGCGCAUCGUCCUCGUACAAGGACAUAGAAUGUGCUAUCUAUCAUCUUAUCUACCGGACGAGUGAAGACUGGAGACUGUACCUACCUGCGGACAGACAGUUAACAGUGGAAACUCAUCACCUAGGUGUUUAUAAUGGUAGCAUAAUUAGGAAACUUAAAACAUCAUUCGAUCUACAUAAGUUGUACAACGGUCCUGUGCUAUACUUCGAGCGCAGGUAUUUUAAGAAAUCAGUCAAUAAAUUAAAAAAAAUAUUAAAGAAACAUGUCAUUGGUAAAGAACCAACAAUGACAUCAAUGACAAGAAGCAACCAGAAAAACUUGGAAAUAUUAUUAGAAGUGAAUUAUCUUACGCCAAUGAUGUACAUGAGUGAGCAUUACUCAUUAAGAAAAAUUGUUACAUACAUCGAAGCUCUCGAACAGACUACUAAUGCAGAUGUCAUUAUGAUUGAAAGAGUGCUUCAGGUUAUAGGAGAAAUGCUAAAAAACACUUCUGAGUCGUCACAUAUAUCAGACUUUACGAAAGCUCUCUUGCAGACAGCAAUAUCUGCAGACACCAUCAAACAUCUACAAGACAUUAGAGAGUUCUUGUCACAUACUGACGAAGGACAACUGAGCAUCAGGAUUGAUAUCGAGAACAAACAAGCUGAUAUGUUACUAAAUGUUAAAGAUGAAUUAGUGAAAAUCAAAGAACAAAUUGUUCCUAUUCUUGAUUAUGUAAAUCUGUUCUUGAUAAAUCGUUAUUACAAAAAGGUUUAG